CAAAAAAACAAGAGGUUUUGAAGAGUUUUCAGUAGUAAAACAAUCUUCUUCUAUCUUGAAACGUUACCAAAAUUUAAUGAAAAGACCAAUACCUUUAGGAGAACCUUGAAUGUGAUGUGAAGGAUGUGCGUACGAUAUUACCAUGUGUCUUCGACAAGGAAACGGACCUAUCUGUAUGUAACAGAUACAAGUACGAGAAUAAAUCAUCAGCAUAAGACAAUUGAUCGUUUAAUUCCAUGCAAAUUCCCAAACAUCAGAAUGUGCGAGCCUAUUGUUCAACGGUAUAAGCCUUGCGGAAUCCGAGAGUUAUUUCAAAACUUUUUAGAGCUCUACGCCAUCAUUUUCGAAAAAAGUUUUUGAAUUUUUAAUACAUAGUCCGUCUUGCCUUGCUAUAGCCAUGAUAGAUCCGAAUAGAUUCAACGGUAGACACCAUUGACCUGGUUUGUCGUCGUCAAGAAAAUCGCUUUAAUUUCUAGUUGUAAUAUUUUCACAGAGCAAACAGUGCUUCUUUUUUGCUUAGUCUCGUCAAAAUUGAUGGAUGGUGAUCCAGCAGUACCUUCAUAGCAGAUGCACCCUUCAAAUAAAUUCGAAUAAAUAUUUAGUUAUUUUGUUCUUUUUAAAUUGUUUUCUUUAAUUUUCUUUCAGUGAGGCCGAUUUUCGGAUUCAUCUUUCUUCCUUAUAUCUCCCCAUAUCCUAUACAUGACUUCC
Molecule: messenger RNA, 708 nt
Organism: Schizosaccharomyces octosporus yFS286
Lineage: Eukaryota; Fungi; Ascomycota; Schizosaccharomycetes; Schizosaccharomycetales; Schizosaccharomycetaceae
Exons: 1
Coding region: 124-360 (78 amino acids)
Source: RefSeq, a predicted model, not a curated record